AUGACGGGCACCCUCGACUUCUGGCCGACCGAUGUCAAUCCGCCAGGCACCAUCGAAGAGUGUCCAGUUCAACAACAGUCAAACUCCAACGCGGUUGGACCAACCCUGCGGCAGGGAGCAGCGGCAUCUGCGCCAUCAUCCAUGGAUGAGAACAGCUGCACCUCGUCCGAAACCACGUCACGAAACCCUGCCUCGGGCGUGAUGGAUACCAAUCUGCAUACGAGCAACCUGGAGUUCUAUGGUUCGGCCUCAUCGGUCGCAUUUCUCCGCCACGUGGAGACAUUGUCGAAUUAUCAAGGCGCAAGUAGUACUGUGGCUGGACCACCGGAACGCGAGUUGGCUUCUCUCAUACACAACACCGAUUUCCAGCCGCACACGUCGCACAGUAUGGCAGUGUCACCACGAGAGGCCGGCCCGAAUCCUGACCGCUUCCACUUCCGCGUGGCCAGGCGAUUCCUCGACGCUUACUUCUCCAACGUGCAUUACAUCCAGCCAUUGUUAGAAGAAGAGGAGUUUCUUGCGCGCUGCGAGGAUCUGUGGUUCAACAGACCAGGCAAACAGCCUUUGUCCUUUAUUGCUCUUUAUUAUGCCACCUUGAGUUUGGGCAGCCUUUUGACCAAGUUCGAAACCCCCGAAAUAUCUGGGGCCGAUCGGUUCACGUGGAGUCGCAACCUGUUUAACGCCGCACUUGCUAUCACGACACGACUUGGCACCGUAACCGACGUGGAAAUGGUCCAGUGUUUUUAUAUGAUGAGCAAAGUAUGCCAGCACGAGCUUAAUCCUCACGUUGCAUAUCUCUAUUCCGGCCAAGCGGCAAGAACCUCGUUGGCAAUCGGGAUCAAUCGGAGCCCCAUCAGUCCAGAUAUCACUGACCCGCGGGCGUCAAAGCCAGCAUCAAAAACGUGGUGGGCCGUGUACUGCCUUGACAUUCAGACCAGCUUUGCCUUAGGGAGACCCGACAGUCUCGGUCCAGAUCAAUAUCACACCCAACAUUUUCCCACGGCGGAUCCCGGAGAGUCGACAUCGAGCCCUCACCCUGAUGUUCUGCAAAUUGUUCCAUGCAUGGUCGGCCUGUCGCGCAUUAUGCGCAAGGUAGCCCUCGAGCUGUACACGCAGCCGUGCGGAAUGGAAUACAAACUCCCUCAAGCGAAAACACUCGACGACGAGUUGGAGCACUGGCUCGAACAAGUUCCCGCCCAUCUUCGAUCUGAGCCUCCAAGUGCCUCCGACCCUUCCCUUCUCAAACCGCGGCGUCUCGCCAGCUACAUCAAGAAGCAGUCUGUGGUGCUACGACUCCGCUACCUCAAUCUUCGCAUGGUGAUUCAUGCGGUAUUCAUGACCGACACGAAGACGGACACGCAGUACGACAUUGCGUGCCUUCAAAAAUGCCAGUCUCGGUGUAUCCAAUCCGCGGAAGAUGCGAUCGAUUUGAUCUACUCGACAUUUUGCUCCAGCGACUACUUCCAGACCUGGUGGUACAACUCGACGUAUACUCUGUUUGCGGUCAGCGUCCUCCUCGCCGUGGUUUUUCGGCAGCUGGCGAGAACCCAGCAGGCACUCGAGAGCCUGUUUGCACACAUUGACCGUGCGAUCCUAAUCCUCCAAGCCAUGGAUGACUGUUCAGUCGCCAGGAAUGCGACCGCGAUCAUCAAGCGAACCCUCGCUCGAGCCAAAAAGGUGCCCCAGCCGGCAUUGGGGGCACAACAGUCCUCAUCAUUCCAAGAUGCAGACCUUCACGGCACGCUACGUCCUCCCGUUGAUGCGAAUCCUCGACCCCAACCUGAGGACGUCGACACACUGUUUCAGCCCCAAGUUAUGGACGGUGAUGAUCUAGAUUGGCUGGACGUAUAUCCUUUCGACGACAGCCAGCAGGCUUUGUUCUGGACAGAGUGGGCUCAUGAGCUUGACACUCUUGGAACAUAG
Molecule: messenger RNA, 1923 nt
Organism: Rhinocladiella mackenziei CBS 650.93
Lineage: Eukaryota; Fungi; Ascomycota; Eurotiomycetes; Chaetothyriales; Herpotrichiellaceae
Exons: 7
Coding region: 1-1923 (640 amino acids)
Biological process (GO): positive regulation of transcription from RNA polymerase II promoter by galactose; DNA-templated transcription
Cellular component (GO): nucleus
Molecular function (GO): DNA-binding transcription factor activity, RNA polymerase II-specific; RNA polymerase II cis-regulatory region sequence-specific DNA binding; zinc ion binding
Source: RefSeq, a predicted model, not a curated record